GCUAAUACAUAAUACAAUGCUAUUGAGAUAAAUAUUUUUUAAAUAAGAUAUAUUGAGAUAAUAAAUUAAAAUAUAGUACUAGUAUUUAAAUAUUUUAUAAAAAAUUGCUAGCAUUAGGUUGUUGUUGUCUUCAAUGUUGAGCUGCGAUGGCUUUGAGAAAUCGCCAGCUAUGUGAGCAAACGAGGAUAAUGAUUCACUACUAUAGAUUUUACAGUUCGAAACCAAAAGUAGAUUUGAGGAAGCUAAGGCCAAUGAUUCUUAAGAGGAUUGAGGACAGAGCUAAAGAUUAUCCAGUUAAAUCUAUGGUUCCUGUUGCUCAACAAGUAUUUAAGGCUCGAACAAUUCUUUACCAUGGCGUUUCCGCUUUAAUGCAACGUUUUCCCACUUGGGCAUGCAAAUACUGCCCAGAAGUAUAUAUUGGCGAGAGUGGUCAUCUAAUACGAACUUGUCAUGGUUACCGGCGGCGUGCUAAGAAUCAGCCUCAUGAGUGGAUUAGAGGAAGCUUGAAUGAUAUUCUAGUUCCAGUAGAGGCAUUCCAUUUGCGAACCAUGUUUCAGAAUGUAAUCAAUCACCAAGAAAGAUUUGAUUAUGAUCGCAUUCCAGCAGUUGUGGAGCUGUGCUUGCAAGCAGGGGCUGUUCCUAGUGAAGAAAUUAUAUGCGGAAGUAGCUUGCCCUCAACUGUUCCGUUUCAAGCUGACUGUUUGUCUGAUGAUGAUUUGAUGUUGUUGGGAAGAGAAACCUUGAAGGCAUGGGAAACACUUAGAUCUGGAGUUCAGAGGCUGUUGUUGGUUUAUCCAGCAAAGGUCUGUGAACAUUGCUCAGAAGUUCAUAUAGGACCUUCUGGACAUAAAGCUCGUCUUUGUGGCGUAUUUAAGUUUGAAAGUUGGCGAGGAAGUCACUUUUGGAAGAAGGCACAAGUGGAUCAUUUGGUUCCUCCAAAAAUAGUAUGGUACCACCGACCCCAGGAUCCUCCAUUACUCUUGGAUGAUGGGCGGAACUACUAUGGGCAUGCUCCCGCUGUUGUUGAUCUAUGUUCUAAGGCUGGAAUAAUUGCUCCUUCCAAGUACCAUUGCAUGAUGAAACUUGAAGGUCUAUCAGCCCCGUCUAUGUGAAAGGAAUAAUGGGAUCUUUUCCUGCUCUUAUUGGUGGUUACCCAACAACCAGAAGGCGGGUCUAAAUUGGGUGAUUCUUUUGAAGUCGGACUUUCUAUUGUUAUUCGGGCAACCUAAAACUUUAUGGAUAGAGACGAAAGAUUGGGGUUAUAUUGCUCUCAAAAUUGGCUCUAGCAUCGAAAUAUUUCAUGAAGACAGAAUAUCUUGUUGAUAUUCAUGGGAGAUCUCUUCGUACUAUACUUGAGCAAUUCUCAUCCAUGGAGCAUUACAAUUUGGUUGGCUAGCCACUUAAAUCCUUUUCUGGGUACUUCAAGAUCCAAAUAGGGAAAUCGAACUGAAGUACAAUGGCGCAGAAGGAAGAGAAAGAGCAGCUGAAAGUGUGAUGUUCUCCGGACUUACAUUUUACUCUUCACGGUCAGGAACACACUUGCUCAGGCAAAUAGGCAUUACUCAUUAGUUCCCAUUGCAUAGAUUCUGCAUUUUCAGCUUUUCUAGUUAAUUAUAUAUAUAAUCUUUUAAGAGAAAAAGUAGUUUUUAGCUGAUUCUCACAGCAACUGUUCUUCAUAGAUAACUAUUUUUGUCUGCUUGUCUGGUAUGCUCAGCGAAUACACCUGUCUGCUUUAGUGGAAUGAAGUUUAACCUAAUUUGGCUUCAAGAAGUGCCAUCCUGUGUUAAAUUCAUGCUUCAGUUUGCAAAACUUGCUUGUGUGCAUAUGUAACAUUACUUUUGUUUGCAGUGAAAUGGAAGUGGAUGGCCAUUUCUGUUUAGAAUAAACUAUCUUUAGAGGUAGAAUAUGUCAUCUUAGUAGUGUCCAACAGGCUGCGGUUUGCAUACUUCAUUACUAUUGAGUUCAGAGUCAGUUUGUAACAGAUAUUGUCAAACCAUUGUUGUGGUCUUUGAACUGCAGUAGAUGUUUCACAUUAACUAAAUUUUGUCCCUAUAAUGUUUCAUACAUAUAUAUAGUAACUAAAUUCUGUCCCUAUAAUGCAAUAUGGAUUCAUCAGCUAAAAUCUGUAUUUGAUUCCGGUUGUUUUGUAACAAAGUUAUCUGAGUUCUUGAUGGCAAUUGAAAAGUUCAACCAGCAUUCAUUUAAAGGAAGAUUUUUGAAACCAAAAUAACAUGAUUUGAUUAUGAUCUUUGACUGUAAUAACUUUUAUUAGACACUUCUAACGUGUGGACUGGGAGAUUAGUGGCUGGAUUUUCUAAGUUUUUAGACUCCUAAUAUCAACAUUUUUCCAAUUACGUCUUGAAAGUGUCACAUACUAUUGAUUUAAGUUUCCAUUGCAUAAUUUCAUUCACGGUGCAGUCAUUUUGCAGCCAACUGCAACACAGUGACUAUCUGGCAUAAACUCAUUUGAUAUUUGUGAUACCAACAUGAAAGAAGAUGAGAUGACCCUGCUUUAACCUGGCAUGAGUUGAGUUCUCACAGAUAUGCUAUUUUUCAGACAAUGCAAAUUGAGUUCCUGUGGAAACCUUCUUUACAAUCCAUGAUAAUGUCCCCCAGAACAAGCACACAAGACAAAUAAAAACAAACCACUCAACAAAACACAAGAGAUAAAAAUGCAGGUGGUAGUCGAGAUUAUGACAGGGACAAUCUUCAAUGUCCAAGUAGGAAACAAUGCAACAGUGCAAGAUUUGAAGAUAGCAAUACACAAUCAAGAAAAUGUCCCCGGUGAUCGCCUCAUCCUGCUACUCGACAUAGGUGAUGAUCAUCUGAUGAUGAAUGAUGAUCAAAAAACCCUUAGUGAAUACGGGGUCCAAGAUGGCUCUCGUCUCUACGCGUUUUUUAAACCCCUUGAAGUUGGGGCUGAGAGUGAAACUGAGGACGAAAGAGAUAAUAAUAAUAACGAUGAUGACAGUAGCAGCUCCUCUCCUGAAACUCCGCGUGAAGAUACUACUGUUGAAUCACCAGAGUAUAUCGAUAUCUCAGAUUAGCUAUAUAAGAGUGAACUCCUACAGUAUCCAUUCCACUUUGUCCAGUCGUAUUUCAUUCCAAGACAUUCUAUUACAGCAACUAAGUUAUAAAGUCGUCUAGUAUUACAUCUUAACUUAGAAACAGGUAUCGUGUUGUUAUGAUCCAUUGCAAAGUCCCACGGUACUACAAAGUAUUGGUGUGGGGUAUUUAUAGCCUUGGGCUCUCCCACCUUAAUAGCUAACUUUUGGAGUGCGGUUCUCCUAAGGUUGCAACACGUGUAUUCAGAAAACAGGCCUCGUAUUGGCAUCUCCUUUUUUCUAGAAUUGUGUAAUGAAAUGAUGCUCUCAAUACUGAAUAUUUCACUGUCCAUGCA
Messenger RNA from Capsicum annuum, 3400 nucleotides. Its product is annotated as APO protein 4, mitochondrial. The coding region runs from base 147 to 1112 and encodes 321 amino acids. The record is from RefSeq and is a predicted model, not a curated record. NCBI's taxonomy places the organism in Eukaryota, Viridiplantae, Streptophyta, Magnoliopsida, Solanales, Solanaceae. Gene Ontology annotation, molecular function: RNA binding. The transcript has 2 exons.